Molecule: messenger RNA, 1983 nt
Organism: Priceomyces carsonii
Lineage: Eukaryota; Fungi; Ascomycota; Pichiomycetes; Serinales; Debaryomycetaceae
Gene: CEF1
Product: Cef1p
Exons: 1
Coding region: 1-1983 (660 amino acids)
Biological process (GO): mRNA splicing, via spliceosome
Cellular component (GO): Prp19 complex; spliceosomal complex
Source: RefSeq, a predicted model, not a curated record
AUGCCACCUCUAUAUGUGAAAGGAGGAGUUUGGACAAAUGUGGAAGAUGAGAUAUUGAAGGCAGCAGUUUCAAAAUACGGUUUAAACCAGUGGUCUAGGGUUGCUUCGUUAUUAACGAAAAAAAAUGCAAAACAAGCAAAGGCAAGAUGGAACGAAUGGGUAAGUCCCGGUAUUAAUAGGAAGGAAUGGACUCGAGAAGAGGAUGAAGAAUUAUUAAAGUUGGUAAGGCUUAUGCCAAAUCAGUGGAGGAGCAUAGCACCUGUUUUAGGUAGAACAGCUACUCAAUGUGUGGAAAGAUACCAUAUAUUACUCGAAGACGUUGCCGAUGACUUGUCGGUGACUGGUCCCGGUAUUGAAACUUUACCAGCUAGUGGGCAGACUGGAGACCUCAACAUAAACCCCGAAUCCAAAGCUGCGAAGCCUGACGAAGAAGAGCUAGAUGAUGACGAGCGUGAAAUGCUUUCGGAAGCCAGAGCUAGGUUGGCAAAUACCAAGGGGAAAAAGGCCCAGAGAAAGGAGAGAGAACGAAUGCUUGAAGAGAGCAAGAGAAUAGCACUUUUACAGAAAAGAAGAGAACUCAAAGCUGCAGGGAUAAAUGUGAGUUUGCAAUCCAAAAAUAAAAAGAAGAGAAAAGAGUUUGACUAUAAUGCUGACAUUCCUCAUGAGCAUGAAAUACCAAAAGGAUUUCAUGAUACUUCUGAAGAAGUCGAAUUGAAUGAAAAGGAAAAAUUGAAUUUCAAUCGAGAUGUAAAUACUCGUGGCAUGGAUUUUAAAGAAGUGGAUGACAAAAUUAAAAGAGAUAAAAAGAGACUUCAAAAGGAAAUAGAGAUCGAGAAAAAGAAGCGUAAGCAUGAGACAGAAACGGCUGCUUCACUUACUAAUGAUAUAUCAGAUGAGAACUUGAAGAGAAGGAAACUAGAAUUGCCUAAGCCAGAAGUACGUGAAAGAGAGUCACUAAUUCCCUUUCAAGUGGAUUUGGACACUCAACACUUGGAAGGAAUUUUUGCUAAAGGAAAUUUGGUGGAAAUAGAGGACGAUGCUGAUGAGCGCAUCAGAAAUGCCACUCGCAAGUUAGUGGAGAAUCAGAUGUUGAAAUCAAGUCUCGUUGCCAGUGAGGGACCUGUUUCUUUUGAGGAAAAGACAACUUCUGAAAAUCAAACGUUGAAGGUGUCUAAGAAGGAAAUAAUUCUGCUAUUGGUCUCUAGCUUCAAAGAAUUACCGAAUCCUCAAAAUAGUCCCACUAUCAUCUUACCAAGCUUUGAUGCAACCCAAGAAUCAUUGACGAAUUUUGAGAACGAAGCUACUAGUUUUAAUGGUGAUGAAAGGAAAAAAAAUUUGAAAAUAUUAAAGAAGGUAGAGUUAGAGGAAGCUAAGCUUAGGAGGUCAAGAGCUGUACAAAAAGGUUUACCAAUCCCGAAACCCAUGUAUUUAAAAGACAUAAAACUAGACGGUUUGGAUGGAAAGAUCUAUGAAGAAAUGAAGAAAUUAAUUGCUUCAGAUUAUAGUAAAUACGUCGAUCCACUUUACAAAACAGAGUUGUUGGACGACUUAGAUGAAAUUUCAUUUAAAACAGUGAACGCCGAAGUUAAAUCCGAACUAAAAGAAACUCCAGCAGAAGAACCGGUAACGGAUUCAAUCUUUAGUCUCCCUCGCACAUUUGAGGUAGCUGAGAAGAUAAUUGCAUUGCUUCACGACUUCCGUCAGAAAUGCCUACAUAUAGAAGAAUCAAUCACUUCUGAGGUUGGCUAUUCCGAUUUCAUAGAUAAAAUGGAUGCACUUAAAGAAGAAUUGGAUGAGAACUUCCUCGCUCUUGAGGAUGCUGACAUCGAAUUGAAUAAUUUGAUUGCUAUUAAGGGAGAAGAGGACAAUAUCAUAGAUAGAAGGUCAAAACGCCUACACGAACUAAGUGAUUUUAUUAAGCAAGCCGAAAGCAAAGCCCAGGACAGAGUUAGAAGUAUUAGAAUUAACUCGGCUAAUAUGUAG